AUGAUGAAUGAAAGAACACUAAUUCCAACGUUUGUGUUCUGGGCUUUCCUUACAAUAAUCACACCAACACUUAUUCUCUUGUCUGAGAAUUCAAAAACAGACCUUCAUUUAAGCGGAAAUAUAACAGAGACAAUGAAGGUACGAAGAAUGAACCGGCACACGCAGAAUUAUAUCAUAGCAACACCACCGCCGCCAGACAAGUUGGUGGUUGAAGAUGAGGAACUUGCCCCAGCACCAGCUGCAUCAUAUCAUAAUCAUAAUCACAGUGCUCUUAUAAGGAGCAGUGGCAAUAUCACUGAUGAAGAUGCUCCCAAAGAAGCUUCAACUCCAAAAGAAGAAGGUUCAAUCUCAAAGUUGGUGUGGUCAUCUUUCAGAAACCCUGAGUGA
Molecule: messenger RNA, 387 nt
Organism: Lathyrus sativus (Indian pea)
Lineage: Eukaryota; Viridiplantae; Streptophyta; Magnoliopsida; Fabales; Fabaceae
Source: the annotation of a GenBank genome assembly